Chrysoperla carnea is the source of this 1695-nucleotide messenger RNA. RefSeq names its product heterogeneous nuclear ribonucleoprotein F-like. NCBI's taxonomy places the organism in Eukaryota, Metazoa, Arthropoda, Insecta, Neuroptera, Chrysopidae. The record is from RefSeq and is a predicted model, not a curated record. The transcript is spliced from 8 exons. Bases 16 to 1398 code for a protein of 460 amino acids. Gene Ontology annotation, molecular function: RNA binding. Gene Ontology annotation, biological process: regulation of RNA splicing. Gene Ontology annotation, cellular component: ribonucleoprotein complex; nucleoplasm.
UGUGCAAAAAUAAAUAUGUUUUCGAAGUUGGAUGCACUGGCGACGCGUCUUACAACACCAAGCAGCGCGAGCGACACCGGCAAUGUACGUACUGUGAGUCAGAGUGUCCCAUUGUCAGUGAAUGUGAUUGAUAUACACCAAAUAUUCAAGCCGAAUAAUAUUUUUAGUUAUCGAAUGGUUAAAUCAGAAAACAUGUCAUCAUCAGAAGGUGGAGAUGACGGCUUUAUUGUUAAACUGCGAGGACUUCCAUGGUCAGCUACAGUCGAUGAAAUUUUAAAUUUUUUCCGUGACUGUACAGUCCAUGAAGGAAAGCAGGGUAUUCAUAUGACACAGUCACGUGAAGGUCGACCCAGUGGUGAAGCUUAUGUGGAGUUGGAAAGUGAAGAAGAUGUAGAACGUGCUUGUAAAAAAGAUCGUGAACAUAUUGGAAAUCGUUAUAUUGAAGUAUUCAAAGUGAAUCGAGCGGAAAUGGAAUGGGUGUUAAAACGACGUGGUUUAAAUGGUAGCAAUGAAGACGGUUGUGUACGAUUAAGAGGUUUACCAUUUGGAUGUUCAAAAGAAGAAAUUGCACAAUUUUUCAGUGGGUUGGAGAUAAUGCCAAACGGGAUUACCCUACAGACAGACUACUCGGGGAGGAGUACUGGGGAGGCUUACGUACAGUUUGUAAACAGAGACGUGGCAGAGAAUGCUUUGCGAAAACAUCGCGAAAAAAUAGGACACAGGUAUAUAGAGAUAUUCCGCAGUAAUUUAACAGAAGUACAAAAUGCGUGCAAUUUGAUGUGCGGUGGUCCAGGUGGUGGUGGAGGACCAAAUAGACGUGGUAGCGGUGGAAUGGGAUUCGGUAUGAGACCCACGCCAUACGAUCGUGGUGAUCGUUUUGGUGGUAUGAAUCGAUUCCAAAAUAAUGGUGGACCAAGAAAUGGUAGACAUUUUAAAGGACCAAUGAGUAUGCAGUCAAAAUUAAUAGACAAUAUGUGGGGGGCAGGGGGUCCUGGUGGAUAUGGUGGUCGCAAUGGACGUGGUGGUCCACUAGGAGGUCUAAGACCUCUAAUGAGUGGUGGUGAUGGUCCUAAUCGUAAUUGGAAUGGCGAUCGCCGUGGUAUGGAUCGUAUGUCAGGUGGCAUACAUUGUGUGCAUAUGCGUGGCUUACCUUUCCGUGCAACUGAAAGUGAUGUAGCAGAUUUUUUCAAGCCAUUAAAUCCUGUGAAUAUAAUACUAAUUAUGGAUAAUAGUGGUCGGCCUUCUGGUGAAGCGGAUGUUGAAUUUGAAUGUCAUGAUGAUGCUGUACAAGCCAUGAGCAAAGAUAAAGGACAUAUGCAACAUCGAUAUAUUGAAUUGUUUUUAAAUUCUUCACCAGAUUCGUCGGGGAAUUUCUUUGGUGAUCGCAGACGUCAUUAAACCAGCUUCAGUAUCAUUCAUCGAAAAAAUAUGUAUACACAUAGUUUUUUCCCCCUUAGAUUUUUCAUACAUGCAUAUUUCAAAAAAGAGCAAAAAAUUCCAAAAAAAAUAAUUGUAAUUUUAGUGAGAUGGUGCUUUAUUUUUCCAACAAACAGCAGCAAACAGCACAUAUUAUCUAAUCUAUAUUUAUAACAAAAAUGUGGUAAUUUAGGCAUUUUUCAAAUGUUUGGGCCUGGAAUGAAUGUAAAAGUAUUAUCAAUUGUGAUUUAUUUUCAAAAAAAAAAUAAUAAUUUAUUU